Messenger RNA from Candidula unifasciata, 306 nucleotides. The record is from the annotation of a GenBank genome assembly. NCBI's taxonomy places the organism in Eukaryota, Metazoa, Mollusca, Gastropoda, Stylommatophora, Geomitridae.
AUGUUGUAUUCGUUACUGAUUGUUUGUGUUGGUUGUGCAACUGCUUGUGCUAUUUUUGUAGAGCCAUUACUUUACUUGCAGCUUGAGCCUGAGACGACUACGCCACUAAACUGUGACAACAUUCCGUGCCCUCUCAUCUUCAAGCCUGUGUGUGGCUCAGACGGGGAGACCUAUAGCAACGCGUGCGUUCUUGGGGCGGAGAACUGUAGAAGAGGUCCUGCUGACAAAAUCUUCAUCGAGCAUGAGGGCUUUUGUCCCCCGGGUCAGCAGGAGACGACGACAACAGUUCGUACUUCUAGCACUUGA